GCUCUAUCUGAGCAUGCGGCUAGAGGAAUGCUUAGCUUGAGCGCUCAUCUCUGAAUUGGACGACCGUGAUCCUGCUGGAGGACUGAAGGGCAUUUUUGAAGGGAUUCCAUCAGUAAUGAUGUUGUACAGAUUUGUAGUUUUCUCCUUGGUUUUCUUAACGUUGUGUGCUGCUCAUGAAGAUUCUGACAACCCUUACACAGAAGAACAUUAUGAGGAUGGGGAGCACAAUCUUGAGUAUGACAAAAAGAUGUUCCUCGGAGGAGAGGAAGAAGUAGAGACGUUCAAUCGACUAAGUCCAGAUGAGCAAUUGAGAAGGCUAAACUCUAUUAUUUCUAAAAUUGAUGGCAAUUCUGAUGGAUAUCUUACACAAGAUGAGCUAAGUUUGUGGAUCCAGAAGGCUUUCAAGCAUUAUAUCAUAGAAGAUACAAAGGAGCAUUUUAGCGAUGUUGACAAGGAUGGUGAUGGGAUUGUUACCUGGGAAGAAUAUAAUAUUCAUAUGUAUGAUCGUAUCAUUGAAUAUGAUGAAGAUGCCUUUCUUCAAGAUGAUGAGGAGGAAUCCUUUAGACUGAUUCAUUUGAAGGACAAAAAGCGGUUUGAGCAUGCAGACAGAGAUGGCGUUCAAGGUUUGAACUUGAAUGAAUUUACCGAUUUUGAGCACCCAGAAGAAUCGAAUCAUAUGUCGGAAUUUGUCAUCGAGGGUGCAUUGGAUGACCAUGACAAAGAUAACGAUGGCUUUGUGAGUUUAGAGGAAUACCUUGGCGACUACACACGAGAUCCAGGUAUGGAUGUAGAUCCACAUUGGAUAGUUGUGGAAAAAGACAGAUUUUCCAACGAUUAUGACAAAGACGGUGAUGGCCGACUGAAUCCAAAAGAACUGCUUUCUUGGAUUGUUCCCAACAAUGAAGGCGUUUCUCUUGAUGAGGCAAAUCACCUAAUUGAGGAAAUCGACAAAGAUGGAGACGGAAGGUUGAGUGAAAGUGAAAUUCUAAAAAGUCGGGAUAUAUUUCUUACCAGUGAAGCUACAGACUAUGGCAGACAAUUGCUAGAUGAACACUUUUACCAUGAUGAGCUUUAAUGACACUAGGAUUGACCUAAUGUGGAUUAUUCAUUUUUUUAUUAUUUGUUAUUUAUAGUUUACCAAACACAACGCAACUUUAUACUUAAUAAGCUACAUGUAGGAAAAUAACCUUAAGAAUAUUUUAUGAUUUUUAAUAAUUAUACCAAUAGUUGUCUAAAUGGGUUAUUAUUAAUAUUGACCAAAAAAUAUAGUAUUUGAUGUUCUGCAUUGUUACUUUUUUCACUGUGUCAAUAAAUAAGAAUUCUAGUUUCCCA
Messenger RNA from Bombina bombina (fire-bellied toad), 1332 nucleotides. It is a transcript of the gene RCN2, whose product is annotated as reticulocalbin 2. Gene Ontology annotation, molecular function: calcium ion binding. NCBI's taxonomy places the organism in Eukaryota, Metazoa, Chordata, Amphibia, Anura, Bombinatoridae. Bases 116 to 1075 code for a protein of 319 amino acids. The record is from RefSeq and is a predicted model, not a curated record. Gene Ontology annotation, cellular component: endoplasmic reticulum. The transcript has 8 exons.